Molecule: messenger RNA, 969 nt
Organism: Hylaeus volcanicus
Lineage: Eukaryota; Metazoa; Arthropoda; Insecta; Hymenoptera; Colletidae
Exons: 7
Coding region: 72-527 (151 amino acids)
Source: RefSeq, a predicted model, not a curated record
GUUAAUAAUUCUUGCUGCAAUUUAUCAAUUAUGUAGACAUAAUUUUUUUUUAUUUUUUGGCUGAAUUUAAAAUGCAGCCUCGUAACGUGGAUUUCUUAGCUCAGGAAUUUUUUCAAAAAUCAAGGAGACCUUAUGGUCUUCAAGGAGAAAGAGUCUACGCACCUUUACGACCUUUUAAUUCUGUGAACAAUCGGUCUAAAUUGACUGUGGCUGCUUUGCAAAGCGAAAUUCAUCAAUUGAGAAAUGAAAUAUCCCUGUUAAAACAUGAGCUUCAAUGGAGGGAAGAUUCUAUUUAUAAAGCUCAAGAGCAUUCGAAUGCGUUAGUAAAAGAGCUGGUGUGUUUAAAGAGAUAUGCCGAAAGAACAAACCUGUUUAAUCCUCGAUUUUAUUUGAUUCUUUCUUCUUUAGUUCAGGGAUUACUUGAAGCUGUUGCACAGGACCCUUCACAACAAGUGUCGGAUAUAAUUCCUGAGUGCCUGUCUCUCAUAGAUCAGUGUCCUUUGGUACGUUUUAGAUGGCAUAAGUAGAGGUAUAGAAAGAGAAAAUAAGAGAGUUACAAAAAAAAAUCAUGCACUGCGACGAUUCUUUUUGAAUGGAAAAAACCGUGACCUGUUGUAUUCCCGGAGUUACAACGCCUUGAUUGACACCAAUUUAAUUUGUAUUUUAAUGUAACGUUAAAAAAAUUAAAAAAAAAAGGAUACCACAUACAAAAUUUUUUGAUAAAGAGCAACAACAUUAGCGAUUAAUUGAGAUGGAUUGUUUUACAAACAAACAUAUUUAAUGUUUAGCGAUUGAUGCUGGCCUUCUGCUUUGGGAUACAAACUAGAAAAAAAAUGGUAAUAACAUCAAAAGGUAGAAAUUCAAUAGUAUGUAUGUGUGUGUGUGUUCUUCGUAAUACGUGCUACAAAAGCAAUUGACAAAGUUAUAUUUCAAAGGCGUCAGGAACAGAAAUAAACAAGCUUUCAAAAA